AUGUUGUCGAGCUCACGUAAACUCGCCCGUGCUCGUUUGAACGGGCUGCUUUUACCAUGCCGGACUCAGCAAUGGCACCGGGGCUUCGGUGCGCAUGCUGCAGCGAGAGCGCCACUCCCUAUCUUCAAUACUUCAGCAGCUUCGAACCCAAGACUUGGGCCCAACGCCACGGAAACCUUCGCACCCAAGCCAUCCGAUGCUGAGAUUGUUGAUUCGCCCACAAGACAAACUCCACCAUUGACCGCAGCUCGUCCACGACGCAUGCCAUACGGGAACAUGAAAGAUGAUUCCCAUGAACUCCACUUACCGAAAGACCCAUCGUUCACGAAGCCGCUGAUUACGGACGAAAUCGUGCAUAAGUCAGCUGCCCAAUAUGGAGUUCCUCUCUCUUUUGCAUAUCAGACGGCCAGGAGAGUGAACCGUGAAAUCAUGAACAAGGACAAACUUUUGACAACCCAAUCACUAUCUCUAGUUCAGGGUAUACGUUUGACUUCACUAUUUUCCGCAUACCAGGGACACCGGGACUGGAAAUAUGAAUAUAAACGCAUCUGGAUGGCCAAGCUGAAUAACCGGCAUAUCGAGGGCAGCCAAGGCAGAGCAGGUCACCUUGAUGCCAAUGCAAAAUACCUCCUCAAUCUGGCCCGUGAGGAUUGCUAUGGAUCUUUUCAAAAGGCAUGGGAGGAAAUGGAGCCGCCCGAUCGGGCCCGGGUCUGGCAACCUAUGGCCCUCUGGUUCAUUCACCACGACCAAGAAACAGCACUUGACUUUCUACUUGUCACUACCAAGCCACUCCACAAGCCCGAUUUCAAAAUGGUAGGUGAUUGCCUCGUCUACCUGGAUAGAUUCUACUUCAGUUCCUCGAUUGCGAAUGAGUCGAGUGACGCCCAUGACUAUGCGGUGGCCAUCGCGGAUUGCAUAAAGCCAGAAAAUUGGCCCAUUGUCAAUCCAUCGCAGAGGGGGCUGCGGCUUUUUAUUAAACGGGCACCCUCUGACCAAGUUCAACGGGCAUUCCGGCUAGUGAAAGAGCGAGGUACCACGCUAGAAGCGAUCACAGCGCUUUCGUUCAUGAGUAGGCUCAUACAGAUCAAUGAUGUGGAUCUUGCCUUCGAAGCUCUUGAACUUGUUUUGAGUAUCAAGGACCCAGAUUUCACACCAGUCUCUCUGGGGGUGUCGCGGCAUUGUUGUAAGCUUUUGAAGUUGGAUGAAGUCGAGGACAACGCAGAAGGCCGCAAUUUCCGAAUCCUCCCGAGGCUUCUCAAAAUGGGCAUUAGACCAGACCGUGACAUGAUGAAUGUUGUGCUUGCUAAUGCCUUCAAAACUGGCGACUCUCAACUUGGGGCUGAUAUGCUUGCCUUCAUGCGGAGCCACCACCACGUGUUCGACUCAUACACCUACGUGACUCUCCUCACCGAUGCAGUGGCUCGAGGUGACCAUGCUCGUGUGGAAAUCUUGACCCAGGAAGUCGAACUCCAGCACCAAUUAGCCGAAGACCCUUUUGUUUUCAGCAAGCUCUUCCAUGCCCACUUUACAUCCACCAUGAAGGAUUCUGAUCCCGAAACAGAUUCCGAGCGCAUGUUUUCUUCCAUGCUCGAAAUGUACAACAGAUUCCAUGACAUCUCCCCCCUCAAAGAGCUCCUUAUUCUUCCCUCUCACUACAAUCCGCCACCGGGCGGACUUGCAAAGAAACUUCCCCCUUCACCAGUGGCUCUGUUCCUUAUGAUUGCAUCAUUCUUCCGCUGCAAGAACAGAUAUGGCCAGGUGCAUCGUGUGUAUGAGCAGUUCCGCGAAAUGGUGCAGAUGGGCCACCCAUCUAUCGCUCCUUUGGCUGGAACCGACCACGUCUAUAAUGAAUUCCUCGUCGCCUUCCGCAGGAGCCCACAUAAUCUCCGGGCAAGUGUUCGUCUUGUUGAAGAUAUGCUCAAUUCUUCUUCCCUCUCCGUGCGCACCGGAUCUGAGACGGUUUUCAAACACACCGCACCCACCCUGCGUACUUGGACUAUUCUCCUUAGUGUCUUUUAUUUCCAUCGCCAGCCUCAUGCUGCGGACAAGAUCAAAGAGAUGAUGGCCAAAUACAACGUCAAGUAUAGCCAGGCGACCUGGAACACCAUCAUCGGCGGGCACGUCAGUAUGCAAAAUAUCCCAGAAGUUGCUUCCUCGAUCCGGCAAAUGGAGGAGCAAGGGUUCGCUAUCGAUCACCAUACCAUGAAAAGUCUACGUUAUCUUCGUGACCCUGAGCGUUUGUGGGUCUCAGUCGAGGAACUGGACCAGGGAGCCAAAGAAGGUGGAAAACAAGCGUCAGUUGCUACAGAGCUCACUCCCGACGAGCGCACAGCCCAACAGAAGCAAGAUGAACUGGUUGCUCUUGGCCUUCAGAAACUGGAGUCAAACUCGAAGCCAUUGGAAUAA
Messenger RNA from Penicillium olsonii, 2406 nucleotides. NCBI's taxonomy places the organism in Eukaryota, Fungi, Ascomycota, Eurotiomycetes, Eurotiales, Aspergillaceae. The record is from the annotation of a GenBank genome assembly.